This is a messenger RNA of Ilex paraguariensis (yerba mate), 478 nucleotides long. Lineage: Eukaryota; Viridiplantae; Streptophyta; Magnoliopsida; Aquifoliales; Aquifoliaceae. The record is from the annotation of a GenBank genome assembly.
CUCUCUCUCUCUCUCUGUUAGACAUACAAAAAUACAUAGGGGUAGCCUUUAAGUGUUCUUCUUUGGUCUCAAAAUGCAAGUGUCAUUGAGCAUCACACCUUCUAACUUCCCUUCUCUCUCCCCAUUCCACCAAACCACCACACACCCACCUUCCAAACUCCUCUCAACCCAUCAAAAACCAACACACAACCACUCACUCCACACCCAUUUUAGCCCUCUACAUGCCGCAAAAGGAUCUGGGUUUUUAUCUGCAAUUGGUCGAGCAAUUGAAGAAGAAGAGUACAGAAAAGCCCGGGCUGAGGUUAAUCGCAAAGCGGUCGAUUUAGAAGGGUAUUCAAUUGAGGGGCUUUCGAUUGGUGGGCAUGAAACCUGUAUCAUUGUUCCUGAAUUGAAGUGCGCGUUUGAUAUUGGGAGGUGUCCCUCAAGGGCUGUUCAUCAAAACUUUUUGUUUAUUACUCAUGCUCAUCUUGAUCACAUU